AUGGCGUGUGUGGGUGUGGUGGAAGCAGGUGUAGGGGGUUUGCUGAUGCCUUUAAAAGAAUCUGAGGAGGAAGGUGAGAUUUGUGAAGGUAGUCUUGCUUCAGAGGGAAACCCAGAGCACCACGAAGAAGAGGAAGAAAUGGCAGCCUCUCUGGGUAUGCUGACAUUCAGAGAUGUGGCCAUAGAUUUCUCCCAGGAGGAGUGGAAGAGCCUAGACUCUGCUCAGCAGACUUUGUACAAGAAUGUGAUGCUGGAGACCUACAAUAACCUGGUCUUUGUGGAUUGUAAUAAAUCCUUUUCUAGUUCUUCACAUCUUGUGGUACAUAAGAUAAUUCAUGCUGGAGAGAAACCCUACAAAUGUAAACAGUGCGGAAAAGCCUUCAUGUCUUCCUCGGGACUUCUUGGGCAUAAGAGAACGCAUACUGGGGAGAAACCCUACAAAUGUAAAGAGUGUGGAAAAGCCUUCAUGUCUUCCUCAGGACUUGUUGGGCAUAAGAGAAUGCAUACUGGGGAGAAACCCUACAAAUGUAAAGAGUGUGGAAAAGCCUUCAUGUCUUCCUCAGGACUUGUUGGGCAUAAGAGAAUGCAUACUGGGGAGAAACCCUACAAAUGUAAAGAGUGUGGCAAAGUCUUCACUGCUUCCUCAAGUCUUUAUGUGCAUCAUAGAACACAUACAGGAGAGAAACCUUACAAAUGUGAACACUGUGGAAAGGCCUUUAUUUAUUCCUCAAAAUUUUAUAUUCAUCAGAGAAUUCAUACUGGAGAGAAACCCUACAAAUGUGAAGAGUGUGGCAAAGCCUUCAUUUAUUCCUCAGGACUUCUUGAACAUAAGAGAAUCCAUACUAGAGAGAAACCUUACAAAUGUAAAGAGUGUGGAAAAGCCUUCACUGCUUCUUCAAGUCUUUAUGUGCAUCAUAGAACACAUACAGGAGAGAAACCUUACAAAUGUAAACACUGUGGAAAGGCCUUUAUUUGUUCCUCACAACUUGGUACUCAUCAGAGAAUCCAUACUGGAGAAAAACCCUACAAAUGUCAAGAGUGUGACAAAGUCUUCAUUUCUUCCUCAGGACUUCUUGAGCAUAAGAGAAUCCAUACUGGGGAGAAACCCUACAAAUGUGAAGAGUGUGGCAAAGUCUUCAUUUAUUCCUCAGGACUUCGUAGGCAUAAGAGAAUCCAUACUGGAGAGAAACUAUACAAAUGUAAGGAGUGUGGCAAAGCCUUUAUUUGUUCCUCAAAACUUUAUGUGCAUCAGAGAAUACAUACAGGAUAG
Sciurus carolinensis (gray squirrel) is the source of this 1269-nucleotide messenger RNA. RefSeq names its product zinc finger protein 879-like. The record is from RefSeq and is a predicted model, not a curated record. Lineage: Eukaryota; Metazoa; Chordata; Mammalia; Rodentia; Sciuridae. Gene Ontology annotation, molecular function: DNA-binding transcription factor activity, RNA polymerase II-specific; RNA polymerase II cis-regulatory region sequence-specific DNA binding. Gene Ontology annotation, biological process: central nervous system development; regulation of transcription by RNA polymerase II. The coding region runs from base 1 to 1269 and encodes 422 amino acids. The transcript has 5 exons. Gene Ontology annotation, cellular component: nucleus.